Molecule: messenger RNA, 3606 nt
Organism: Dovyalis caffra
Lineage: Eukaryota; Viridiplantae; Streptophyta; Magnoliopsida; Malpighiales; Salicaceae
Source: the annotation of a GenBank genome assembly
AUGAUGUUAUCAGCGUCACCAGCAGCAGUGACAAGGAGCUCUCUGGAGGAGAUGCUGGACUCGCUGCGGCGACGAGAUGAUGCCUUGGAGAAGUCCAAGGACCUGCCUCCUGCUUUGCCAGCACGGCCUACUUCUAGGGCACGGCUUCCCUCGGCACGCCACUCACUGCCUACAGACUUUAAAGUUGGUUCCACUGGACAAGUGGAGAGCAAAAUGGAGACAAGAGUUAGUAGAGCGAAGGAGGAUACAAAAAGAAAGGAGAAGGAGUUGGGGUACAAAUCAGGGAGUUUUGGAAGCAAGAAAAUGAGGAAAGAUCAAAAUUGUGUGGAUUCUAAUCCAUAUGUAGAAGAGAAUAAUGAGAAAGUGGGGCCAGUUGUGAGUUCAGCACCAAAGGGGAAAGAGCCAGAGUGGGAUGAUAACAUUGGUUAUUUUAUCAAGAAGAGACUACGUGUUUGGUGUCAGCUCUCAAAUGGGCAAUGGGGGUUAGGAAAGAUACAGUCAACUUUGGGGGAUGAAGCAACUGUUUCUCUUUCAUCAGGAACUGUUGUCAAAGUGUCUACAGCAGAACUCUUACCUGCAAACCCCGAUAUCCUUGAGGGUGUGGAUGAUCUUAUACAGCUUAGUUAUUUAAAUGAACCUUCAGUGCUUCACAAUAUUAAGCACAGAUAUGCUCAGGAUCUGAUUUAUAGUAAAGCAGGGCCAGUUUUGAUUGCUGUCAAUCCCUUCAAAGAUAUUCCAAUUUAUGGAAACGAAAUCCUCACUUCUUACAAGCAGAAGGCUAUGGACAGCCCUCAUGUUUAUACUAUAGCCGAUGCUGCUUACAAUGAGAUGAUGAGAGAUACUUCUGUUGCUUUGAAGACUCACUUUCAGUAUUUAACCUACAGUGGUGAAAGUGGAGCUGGUAAAACUGAGACAGCAAAGUAUGCUAUGCAGUACUUGGCUGCUCUUAGUUGUGGUAAUGAUGGUAUGGAGUAUGAAAUCCUUCAGACAAAUUGUAUACUUGAAGCAUUUGGGAAUGCGAAAACAUCCAGGAAUGACAAUUCUAGUAGAUUUGGAAAGUUGAUUGAAAUUCAUUUUACCUCAUCAGGAAAGAUUCGUGGUGCUAAAAUACAAACUUUUCUACUAGAAAAGUCGAGAGUAGUUCAGCUUGCCAGUGGUGAAAGAUCAUACCAUAUCUUCUAUCAACUUUGUGCUGGUGCUCCAAGAACUCUUAGAGAUAGACUGAACCUUAAAAUGGCUAGCGAGUACAAGUAUCUUGACCAAAGUGAGUGCUUGGUAAUUAAUGGUGUUGAUGAUGGCAAGAAGUUUCAUAAGCUUGUGGAUGCCUUGGACGUUGUUCAAAUUCACAAAGAAGAUCAAGAGCAGGCAUUUGCGAUGCUUGCUGCAGUAUUGUGGCUUGGAAACAUAUCAUUUCAAGUAGUUGACAAUGAAAAUCAUGUAGAAGUAUUGGCUAAUGAAGCUGUAAAUAAUGCUGCCAGGCUAAUAAAGUGCAGUGCCCAGGACUUGAUGCUAGCUUUAUCAACCCAUAAAAUCCAAGCUGGAAAGGAUAGUAUUGCUAAAAAAUUGACAAUGCAGCAGGCUAUUGAUAGAAGAGAUGCCUUAUCAAAGUUUAUCUAUGCAAGCCUGUUCGAGUGGCUCGUGGUACGAAUAAACAAGUCAUUUGAAGUGGGUGAACUGAGUACUGGGAGAUCCAUAAGCAUACUUGACAUUUAUGGAUUCGAGUCAUUUAAGAAUAAUAGCUUUGAACAAUUUUGCAUAAAUUAUGCAAAUGAGAGGUUGCAGCAACAUUUCAACCGGCAUCUAUUUAAACUUGAGCAGGAGGAGUAUGAAGAGGAUGGGAUUGAUUGGAGUAAAGUUGAUUUUGAAGAUAACCAAGAGUGCUUGAAUCUCUUUGAGAAGAAACCUUUAGGCUUACUGUCUUUAUUGGAUGAGGAAUCGAAUUUCCCCAAUGCUACUGAUUUGACCUUUGCCAAUAAACUUAAGCAAUACUUGAAUGAUAAUCCUUACUUUAAAGGUGAAAGAGGCAGGUCUUUUGGUGUUCGUCAUUAUGCUGGAGAGGUUGUAUAUGAUACAAAUGGCUUUCUGGAAAAGAAUCGAGAUCCAGUGCACUCUGAUUUCAUCCAACUGCUAUCAUCAUGCAGUUGCCAAUUACCAAAAUUAGCAAGUCCAUCCUGUCAAUUUGGCGGAUUGGAAUCCUCAAUGCAAAGUGUUGGUACAAAGUUCAAGAGUCAACUCUUCAAACUAAUGCACCAGUUGGAGAAAACCACACCUCACUUCAUUCGCUGCAUAAAACCAAAUGCUAAGCAGUUUCCUGGCCGGUAUGAAGAUGAUCUUGUCUCACAGCAAUUCCGAUGUUGUGGAGUUUUGGAGGUUGUAAGGAUAUCAAGAUCCGGAUAUCCUACUCGAAUGACGCAUCAAGAAUUUGCAGGAAGGUAUGGUUUCCUGCUCACGGAGACAAAUGUAUCUCGGGAUCCAUUAAGCAUGUCAGUUGCUGUUCUAAAAAAAUUUAAUGUCCUCCCCGAAAUGUAUCAAGUUGGUUACACCAAAGUGUAUCUUCGAAUGGGCCAGAUUGGGAGAUUGGAAGAGCAGAGAAAACAAUUUCUGCAAGGUAUUAUUGGGGUUCAAAAAUACUUCCGUGGUGGCCAGGCCCGUCGACAUUUCCAUGAACUCAGACAAGGAGUGAUGAUAUUACAAUCUUUUGUCCGUGGUGAAAACACAAGAAAGAAAUGCAAUCACAUGAUGAAGAGGUGCACAGCUAGUGCUGCCCUAGCAGUUGACAAUCAGCUAGUGGCAGUUGUAUAUUUACAAUCUGUAAUUCGUGGGUGGUUGGCUCGAAAGCAGUUUGACGAUAAGCAUAAAAUGAAGCAGUUAACUUAUGAGAAUUCAAAUUCCAAAAGAAAGACAGGAAAGAAGAUUUCAGAAGUGAAGGUCAUACCACAAGAGCAGGUUGACAUUCAGACUUCAAUUUUGGCAGAGCUCCAAAAAAGGGUUGCUAAAGCAGAAGCAACAAUUGUGCAAAAGGAGGAGGAAAAUGCUGCACUGCAAGAGCAAUUACAACAGUACGAGAAAAGAUGGUCGGAUUAUGAGGCAAAGAUGAAAGCAAUGGAAGAGAUGUGGCAAAUGCAGAUGGCAUCAUUGCAAACAAGUCUUGCUGCUGCCAGAAAGAGUCUUGCUACUGAUAACACUGUAGGCCAACCUGGAAAACUUGAUUCUUCAACAUCACCUUGCUAUUAUGAUUCUGAAGAUAAUGUUUCUCCGGAAUCUCGAACACCUGGUGGAAACACACCCAACAUAUUUGCUAACGCCUUACCUGAUUUAAGAGUGGGGAGAGAGAAUAAUGGCCCUGUACAAGUAGUCAACAAUCUUGCAAAGGAAUUUGAUCUACAGAGACAAAGUUUUGAUGAUGAUGCCAAAUCAAUAGUUGGGGUCAGGGCUGGACAAUCAGCUUCCAACAUGAAUCCUGAUGAAGAGCUUCGAAGAUUGAAACUUAGGUUUGAGACAUGGAAGAAAGGCUAUAAGGUUAGAUUACGGGAUGCAAAGACAAGGCUUCACAAACUUGGUCAUGGAGAAGUUGAUAGAAAUCGUCGAAAAUGGUGGAGAAGAUAG